CAACCACCCAUUCAUCGUUACGGAGUCCGAAGAUCAAUUCCGUCGAUCAGACAACCAGUACGGAGUACGAACAUUGGCGAAGCUCUGCCUCCGUGAGUAGGGUUUCUCCGAGUUAGUAAUUUCUGUGGGUUUUCUUUUCCUCUUUUGAUUCUCUCCAAGAAAUGGCGUCAAGUCUGUUCAAGACACUCGUCCAAUCAUCCAAAUUCUCGUUAAGCACAAGAAGUCUAAGCCUUGUGAGUGGUCAAAUCAGCGAACACACCGCCAAGUGGAUGCAGGAUACGAGCAAGAAAUCCCCAAUGGAGCUGAUUAAUGAAGUUCCGCCUAUCAAGGUGGAAGGCAGGAUCGUUGCUUGUGAAGGAGACAGCGAUCCCGCACUUGGACACCCAAUUGAAUUUAUUUGCCUUGACUUGGAUGAACCAGCUGUCUGCAAGUAUUGUGGCCUACGUUUUGUUCAGGACCAUCACCAUUAGGACCUGUGAUUGGCAAGUAUUAUAGGUCGGCACUUUGUGAUAUUGCCUCAUGUUUGAAAUUCAUGUUGUCUUUGCUUACAAUGUUUCUGACUAGUAUGAUGCUGUGAUGAUGAUGAUGAUGAUGAUACUCCUUUGUUAGCAUCUUCUGAAUAAUGAGAAUCUUGUUCAUGCUUUUAGCACUUGCCUACAA
Molecule: messenger RNA, 660 nt
Organism: Neltuma alba
Lineage: Eukaryota; Viridiplantae; Streptophyta; Magnoliopsida; Fabales; Fabaceae
Product: NADH dehydrogenase [ubiquinone] iron-sulfur protein 6, mitochondrial
Exons: 4
Coding region: 162-470 (102 amino acids)
Biological process (GO): mitochondrial electron transport, NADH to ubiquinone
Cellular component (GO): respiratory chain complex I
Source: RefSeq, a predicted model, not a curated record